CUCGUCUCUUCAACUUCACUAUUUAUAACAUGCUCAUAUUUGAAACAACAAUGAUAUGGAUCCAGUGAGCGCAAUCGGCGUGGCCGCUGCCGCUGUACAGUUCGCCGAAAUUGCGAUUAAAAUUACGAAGCGCAUUGCCGUCUUCGCAGUAUUGCGCGAUGUACCAGAGGACGCCGAGGGGCCUAAGGCUUUUGUAGAGCGCCUGCGCAGCCAGCUUGGCCUUCUCAACACUACCAUUAGACGAAUCGAGGAAGGGCUCAUGGGCUCUAACGAGAGCUUGCAAGACAGCGAAUUAUUAGAGCUCAGGGAUUAUAUAUCGAACCUCAACCGCCACGGCAAGAGACUUGAUGGAUUGCUCAACAAGUAUCUCCCGAACGAUGGCGCUUCGGCCCCCGCUAGGCUGCUAGCAGCUCUGAGGAGUAUCGCAUCUGACACUGAGAUCAAGUCCGCGAUGGAUGGCGUCAACGAGCUACUCCCACUAUUGACCACAUUCCUUCUCACUUCGAUAUUCGCGAAAGGCAGUCUCGCUUUUAGCCAGUCUAGGAAUAUUGGGGUUGAAUUGGGCCGUGGUCCUACGCACCCAAGUUUCAGCGCGAUCUAUCAGGUUUCCCGCCAUGAGGUCCGGCAUUUUAUUGACAGGCCUGACUUAUUGACCGAGAUCGAUCGCAUUUUCGGCACUGAGCAGACACAAUUGCCUAAGAUUGCCAUAUUACAAGGCAUGGGCGGCCAGGGGAAAACACAACUUGCUAUCCGGUACUGUGGAAAAGCUCGCCUCCAAAAGAAGUUCCAGUGCAUAUUAUGGGUAGAUGCUUCUACUAGGGCCUCGACGGUGCGUGGCCUGGAAGAAAUCUCGGAAAACCUCAACGACAGCAAUCAGACUUUGUUGGACUCCGACGCUCGGGUGGCAUUUGUGAAGCGCAGGUUGACGGCCGCGAAUCUAUCGUGGCUCCUAAUAUUCGACAACUACGACAAUCCUGCUGCAUUCGAUCUUCGGGAGUAUAUACCUAAAGGUACCCUUGGAAAUGUACUGAUUACUAGUCGAAGUGAGGAUCUGGAGAGGGUUGGGCCGGUGAUGCGCAUUUCCGGCAUGACUGAGGACGAGGCAAUUAAAUUGCUAUUCACGCUACUCAAUCAUGCCGACAACGAAAGGAACCGGACCGCUGCGGCUGACAUUGUUAGGCGACUAGGUUAUUUACCUCUCGCUAUCGACCAAGCCGGCGCAUAUAUGAAGGCUGAAGGUGUCCCCUUGGCAGAUUUCCUCCAUUGCUAUGAGCAAUCUGCGAGGGAUGUCCUUGAGUCGGUUCCGAAUUUAUGGGAGUAUUAUGAAUCUACUACCAAUGAAAAUGGAGAGGGCAUGAAAAAUACUACGGCGAAAACGGUGUUUACGACAUGGAAUUUGUCAUUCACGUUAUUGAAGCCUGAUACCUCCGUAGGUGCUUUGAUGGUUACCAUCCUUUCACUACUAGCAUUUUUCGACGAACACGCGAUAUCAGAAGAAUUCUUCGAAGUUUAUUACUCCGCAAAGAAGCCUGACCAGCAACCGGAAUGGAUAUCUCUCUUCACCGACGAGGAAGGCCGUUGGUCAAGCAAAAAAUUCGACAGUGUGAUGAGGACGUUCCUGCGGCUGUCGUUGAUUACUUCACUCAACACAGAAAGGGCAGACACCAAAUAUGCUUUGAUAUCUCUUCACCCUCUUGUCAAGGAUUGGAUCAAUCUGCGCCAGGAAAAGAGCAUCCACAGGGCGAAUUUUACGACAUUCACGAAGAUUCUAGCGGCUAAUCUCUCGGCAACAUUCUGGGAAGACUCGGUUUUUAUUUGGGGGUUUCGAAUAUCUGUCGAUCAACGGCGGCGAUUAGCUGAACAUAUGACACCUUGGAUGGAUAUGUUUAAACGGCAUAAAUCAGAUAUGCGGCCUACUAUUAUCUGUGCAGAGCCUGAGCGGGACUUGACGACUAUUACGGCAGAACAACUUAUAGCUAAAUUCAUUUAUGAUAUCGACCAACAUGAGAAUAGCUAUGAACUGUCGCGCUGGCUUUGGGAGUCAUGUGACAUAUCGAAUAAACAUAUGCUGCGAGUCAAGUUCGACGCAGGCAACCAACAAGUCAUAUCUCUUCGCGCAACGGACGAGGCGAGAGACAAGAGUCGAGAACUUUUGCAAUAUUGGAACUCAGUACUUGGUGCAGAUAGCUCGACAGACUACAUGCUUCAUGAGAGCCGUCUCGUCUUCGUCACGUCGCUGGUACAAAGUGUCCAUGUAGAGGACAAGCAGGAAUGCAUCGACACCUGCAAGGUCGAAUUGGAGAGACUACCGAACGACGAGGAAAAUAUGCCACUUAGACAUCGUUUGUUAACCGAACUCGCAUAUGCGGCGCAUUAUUGCUACCAGAAAGAUAUCUAUAAAAAGACGUGUGAAAUCAUGUUAGACGAGACGGGGAAACGUGGUGGUGACGACUACCGGAAGAAAAUAUGGUCUCAUAGAGUCUGGGACGCCGUCGUGAUGAUCGUUACUGAUACCUUCAACGACCCAGACCUCGCAGAUCGCCUCAGUCUUCUUGCGCUUGAGUGGGCGAAUGAAAAAUAUGGUAUAAAUCAAACUUACAUCGUUCGAUUCUACCUUUUAAGGGCGCGAGUCCUCCUGAAUAUGGGGAGGUUCGUUGAAGCUGAAAAGAUGACACGAGAUUGUAUCGCGAUCGGUGGAGUCAAUCGCAACCACUACAUCCAAAUCCACCAGAUACUAGGCCACAUCCUUAAGCGUCAGGGGAGAUUCGAAGAAGCCUACGAAGCUUACAAUUCGGCCCUUCUACAAGUCCAGGGGUCAAAGGUGCAAAACGAAACAUUGAACCUGCUGGAUUCAUGCGGAGAGGUUGCCAGCUGGUUCAACCUUGGACUUGCCGAUUCCCAUUACACGCUAAUGCUAUCGCUUGCUAAGAAUAUACACAAUUGGAAUAGUGUAAUCUACACCACAACGAGGUUGUACUGGGUCAAAGUAGCAAUUGGAACCAAGGUCGCUUUGCAGGACGCCGUGGAGCUGCUUCUCGACGCACUGACAGUGUAUGGAAUUGAAAUUGUCUACCAAAAAGAUUACACGCAACCGACGCUUCUGAGAGAAAUUCAUACUACUAUACAUUUAGACGAGCCAGAGUCAGUGGAACAUUCAAAUGGAAACGAGGCGGUUCAUAAAGCACUCACGGAGGACUUUGGUGGCUUAUACUGUUGUGGCCUUGAUCUUUUAAAUUGGUUGGCAGCGCGACUGCUAGGGACUGGGCAUAUCAACGCGGCUGAACGCGCUUUUCAGCUCGCUAAAUCCGAAUUCGAAAAAACCGCAAAUAUGGAUGACUACGCAAUAACACGAUUUAUCAACGGCAUCUUUGAUUACACGAGAUUGCGUUUUGUAGUUGACAAAGACGUCCGAAGAGUACGAGACAUCCUAGACUGGGGGAGGAUCGUCAUUCGUACAAGGGUGAAGGGAAGCAUGGAAGAAUACGACGGUUGGUGGGAGUACCAAACGACGACUCUUCUGGAUCUAAUUGAGACUCCUAUACAACGUGCUAGAAGGAGGCAAUCUAAGGCGAUACGGAAGAUAUCUCAUAGAUUCUCGAGUAUCAUGAGUUUGAAGCGCUCUAAUUCACGUUCACGCCUGUCAUUACAGCAUGGGUUGGUUCCCGCACACAAUAUCACUGCUUCACCAGCUACGCCGGUCGUACCUCAGACACAAAGCGACUCCAUGGCAGGUGCGUCUCAGUCAUGAUCGGAUUUUUCUGAGAUGCGUCACAUAUUACGAUUUAUGAAUGACAUAGAGGGACUUAUACGACCCUAAUCAUCCAGAUCAGGGUAAGAUCAUUUCAUGGAAUAGUUUUGCUAGAGCUACGAUGGGUUGAACAUGUAGAAAUAUUUCGACUUCAAGUUUGAAUUGUCAUUAUCAAUGAGGAUUAGCGUGGCGUACGGCUCUGAUUAAGUAUGAGGAGGAGGCGAAGCGUGAGUGUAAUGGUUUAUAGAACAAGCACCUAAUUGAAUCAAUCUUGAAUGCGC
Molecule: messenger RNA, 4029 nt
Organism: Annulohypoxylon truncatum
Lineage: Eukaryota; Fungi; Ascomycota; Sordariomycetes; Xylariales; Hypoxylaceae
Exons: 1
Coding region: 56-3748 (1230 amino acids)
Molecular function (GO): protein binding; ADP binding
Source: RefSeq, a predicted model, not a curated record